CAGGGUUAACAUUUGAAGAAAGAAAAAAGCGCCACCUCCGGGCGUAUUUCUCUUUCGUACGUGUUCCCUGGCCGCAAACUGAAAGCUAGCCAACCAACCUCUUCCCUCAUGUCUGCCACCAUCGCAACGCCGACGCCCCUCCAACUCCAAAUCCGUGUGGCACCAGAGGCCCCGCGAACACGGUGGCGCGCGACCACCUGCAGGGCGAGGCCGGCGUCGUUGCCGGACGCGCAGGUGGUGACGGGAAGGAAAGGGGUGAGUGAGUACGUGGAGGCGGCGCAACAGCUGACGCGGUGGCCUGACGGCGGGCCUCCCAGGUGGUUCUCGCCGCUCGAGUGCGGAGGCGCCGGCGGGCGCAUCUCCGGCGCUCCGACGCUGCUUUACCUGCCCGGAAUUGAUGGAGUUGGUUUAGGUCUGAUCCGGCACCAUGAGGCGUUAGCAAAGAUCUUCGUUCUAUGGUGCUUGCAUAUACCCGUCAAAGACCGAACAUCCUUCGAAGGACUAGUUGAGUAUGUUGAGAGGACAGUCAAAUUAGAGAGCUCAAGGGCACCAGACAGACCAGUUUAUCUUGUUGGAGAAUCUAUUGGGGCAUGCAUUGCUCUCGCCGGGGCGGCACGAAACAGAGACACUGACUUGGUGCUGAUCCUAGUCAACCCAGGGACAUCUUUCCAUAAGUCAAAAUUACAGUCUCUCUCGGCCUUCUUAGAUUUGAUCCCUGAGCCUUUCCAUUUGAACAGCCCAGAGUUCUUGAAUUUCCUCACAGUGCUUUUAGAGAACUUCAUGCAGAUGCUGUUAACUUUUAUUGGACGUGGUACCUAUCUUGAAGAAGGUGGUCAAGCAUUGUCAGAGUUUCUAGUUGAUGUUCUGCCACGUGAAACAAUUGUUUGGAAGUUGCAAAUGUUGAGAAUAGCGUCAUCAUUUGUCAAUUCUCGUUUACAUGCAGUAAGAGCCCAAACUUUGGUGCUUGCUAGUGGGUACGAUGUACUGCUGCCAAGCCGCGAAGAGGCUCAAAGGCUCCAAAGCAUGCUUGAGAACUGUAGAGUUCGUCAUUUCAGGGAUAAUGGCCACACAAUUUUGUUGGAGGGGGGAUUUGAUAUAGUGACCACCAUUAAAGGAGCCGAAUACUAUCGCCGCUCUAGCCAGACGGACUUCAUUGCGGAUUAUCUGCCGCCGACUCCUAGUGAGCUCAAAAAAAUUCUUGAUUCUUUCGGGAUCUUAAAUUUUGCCAACUUGGUGAUGCUGUCAACACUGCCUGAUGGGAAGAUAGUGAGGGGACUUGCAGGCCUACCUGAGGAGGGUCCUGUUGUGCUUGUUGGAUACCACAUGCUCAUGGCACUUGAAUUGGUACCUCUGGUUGCAGGAGUGCUCAGUAGCACUGGAAUCAACUUGCGAGGCUUAGGCCACCCCUUCUUGUUCAACAAGUAUUCAGAGCAGCUCUUGCCAGAGUCGUCUCUCUUUGAUGUUUGUCGGAUCUUGGGUGCUGUGCCCGUUACAACAUUCAAUUUUUACAAGCUUCUUUCUGAGAAGCACUUUGUGUUGCUAUACCCAGGAGGUGCACGUGAAGUUCUUCAUAGGAAGGGAGAGGAAUACAAGUUGUUUUGGCCGGAGCAGCCUGAAUUUGUGAGGAUGGCGUCGAGGUUCGGAGCAAAAAUAAUACCAUUUGGAGUCGUUGGAGAAGAUGAUAUAUGUGACGUGCUGUUAGACUACAAUGAUCUUCUGAAGCUUCCAUUUUAUGACAUCAUGGACAAGAAGCUAAAUAAAGAUAGUGUGAAGCUCAGGGCUGAUUGUACUGGAGAGAUACAAAAUCAGCCAAUUCAUCCGAUGGUGGUUUUGCCAAAAGUACCAGGGAGGUUUUAUUUCAUCUUUGGGAAGCCUAUUGAAACAAGAGGGAGGGAGAUGGAGCUAACAGAAAAAGAGAACGCCCAACACAUGUAUUUGCAUGUCAAAUCUGAAGUGGAGAACUGCAUCAAGUAUCUGAAGGAGAAACGAGAAGAGGACCCCUACAGGAGCAUACUACCCAGGCUUCUCUACCAGGCGGUUCAUGGUCAUAAUGCAGAGAUACCCACAUUUGAAUUGUGAACCCUGUGUUGUUCACUCCCAGAAUAUGUACUAUAAUUAUAUAGGAUCUGUUCUUGUACCCUUGAUUUUUACUAUUUGUAAAACUGUUUUGCCUUACCAGAAUUGUUCAUUGAUAUUUGAGCAGUAACAUGGAAAUAAAUCUUUAGAAAAGGAA
Messenger RNA from Aegilops tauschii subsp. strangulata, 2233 nucleotides. RefSeq names its product phytyl ester synthase 2, chloroplastic. The record is from RefSeq and is a predicted model, not a curated record. Gene Ontology annotation, cellular component: membrane. NCBI's taxonomy places the organism in Eukaryota, Viridiplantae, Streptophyta, Magnoliopsida, Poales, Poaceae.